AUGUAUAACAUGUUUCAGUGCAGAUAUUCCUGUCAGCGGGCUGGCAGACUAUUCCAGAUUGUAAAAGCAUCCUACAGCUCAUUAAUAAAGGACAAAGCUUAUAUUAAUGGAAAAUGGGUUAGUGCCACAGACGGAAAGACUUUUAAUGUGAUUAAUCCAGCCAAUGGAGAAUUUAUCAGGGAUGUUCCAGACAUGUCAACUGCAGAAACACAAUUAGCCAUUGAUGCUGCAUACUCUGCUUUUGAAAGCUGGAAGGAUACGACUGCUAAGGAGAGAAGUUCCAUUUUGAAGAAAUGGUAUGCAUUGAUUGAAGCAAACAAAACAUCACUUGCAGAAUUGCUGACUAGAGAACAGGGAAAAAGCAUGGCCGAUUCAGUGGCUGAAGUUACUUAUGGUGCAAGUUUUUUUGAAUGGUUUGCUGAAGAAGCCAGACGAGUCUAUGGAGAUGUCAUUCCACCUGCAGUUCCUGGACGACGCAUUUUGGUAAUCAAACAACCAAUAGGGGUUGCUGGAAUCAUUACACCUUGGAACUUUCCAAUAGCCAUGAUAACAAGAAAACUUGGUGCUGCCUUGGCUGUAGGUUGUACUGCUGUCAUUAAACCUGCAGAAGACACACCAUUGACAGCAUUAGCCAUUUGUCAACUUGGUGAAGAAGCUGGUAUACCUGCUGGUGUUGUAAAUGUUGUCACAGCCUCCAGAACCAAUACACCUGAAAUUGGAAGACUAAUUUGCGAGAAUCCCAAAGUGGCCACUAUUUCUUUCACAGGCUCUACGGGAGUUGGAAAGAUUUUACUGUCACAGUCAGCAUCGACAGUGAAGAGAGUUUCCCUUGAACUUGGAGGAAAUGCACCCUUCAUAGUGUUUGACAGUGCUGAUUUAGAUAAAGCAGUCACAGGCACCAUGAAUUGCAAAUUCCGUUGUUCUGGCCAGACGUGUAUCUGUGCUAAUCGAAUUUUGGUUCAAGAAGGCAUCUAUGAAGCAUUUGUGAAGAAUCUAGCUGAAGCAAUGAAAAAUCAAUUAGUUGUUGGUAAUGGACUUGACAAAGGAGUCAAUAUUGGACCUCUUAUUAAUUCUGAGGCUGUAAAUAAAGUCGAUAGCCUAGUAAAUGAUGCUGUUGAAAAAGGUGCAACCAAAUUGAUUGGUGGUAAGAAACUCACUCUUGGCAAGAAUUUCUAUGAACCAACCAUUUUGACAAAUGUAACGACAGAUAUGGAAUGUGCUCAUAACGAAAUAUUUGGACCCGUCGCUUCAGUUAUCAGGUUUAAAACAGAAGAGGAGGCUAUCAAGAUUGCCAAUUCUACACCUUAUGGACUGGCUGGUUACUUCUACUCACAAGACAUAGCCCAAAUAUGGCGAGUUGCUGAGAAACUAGAAGUUGGACUUGUUGGUGCCAAUGAGAGUGCAAUAUCAACAGCAGAAAUUCCUUUUGGAGGUUUUAAACAGUCUGGCCUUGGACGAGAAGGUGGAAAGUUUGGAGUUGAUGAAUAUCUGGAAGUUAAAUACAUUUGUAUGGGAGGAAUAUGA
Molecule: messenger RNA, 1524 nt
Organism: Acanthosepion pharaonis
Lineage: Eukaryota; Metazoa; Mollusca; Cephalopoda; Sepiida; Sepiidae
Source: the annotation of a GenBank genome assembly